Messenger RNA from Camelina sativa (false flax), 924 nucleotides. The record is from RefSeq and is a predicted model, not a curated record. Lineage: Eukaryota; Viridiplantae; Streptophyta; Magnoliopsida; Brassicales; Brassicaceae.
AUGGAUUCUAAUAAUCCCUUCUUUCAGUCUUCUUCUUACUUCAACUUGCUUAACAGUCAAGAAGAAGGUGGUUUAAAUGAUAACUUUCAUUGGGAAAGUUAUCCACCUUCUGGACAGAGCUCACAACCUUCUCCUCACAGCUCCCAACCUUCUCCUCACAGCUCCCAACCUUCUCCUCACAGCUCGCAAGAAACACCAAAAGAGCGCAAGGAGAGAAAGACAUGGACACCUGCUGAUGAUGAAGUCUUGAUCUCCGCAUGGCUCAACACUUCAAAAGAUCCCAUCGUUGCAAAUCAACAAAAGGGAGGAAGCUUCUGGAGCAGGAUUCAAAAAUACUAUUGUGACACUCCUCACGCUAGAAACGGUGGGGAACAGAUGCUGGUGACACAUUGCAAGCAGCGUUGGCACAAGAUAAAUGACCAUACUAACAAGUUCUGUGCCGCAUUCGCAGCUGCGGAGAGACAGAACAGCUCUGGUCAUUCUGAAAAUGAUAUCAUGAAGAAUGCACAUGAUAUCUACUUCGCUGCCCAUAACAAGAGAUUCAACCUUGAACAUUGUUGGUUUCGUUUAAGGUUUGAGCAGAAAUUUCUAUCCCUUAACACUAUUAACACGACCCCAGCUCAGCCUGCAACAAAGAGGAAACAAGCUGGUGAAGGUUCGCAGUCAUCAAGCUGCAGUGUUGAGGAGUCUGAGAAGAGGCCAGAAGGGAUCAAGGCUGCCAAGGCGAAGAGGAACAAUGCUCAGUCCACAAACGUGAAGACUCUUGCUGAGUAUAAGAGCAUGUGGGAUGUCAAGAAAGAGGAAUUAGCUGAAAAGGAGAAACUACAGAAGCUGGCCAUCCUAGACACUCUCCUAGCCAAAAAAGAACCCUUGAGUGCGAGUGAAGAAAUCAUCAUGAACAAGAUAGUGUCCCAGUAUUUCUGA